This is a messenger RNA of Nestor notabilis (Kea), 1725 nucleotides long. RefSeq names its product leucine-rich repeat containing G protein-coupled receptor 4 (gene LGR4). The transcript is spliced from 5 exons. The annotation marks the transcript as partial. NCBI's taxonomy places the organism in Eukaryota, Metazoa, Chordata, Aves, Psittaciformes, Psittacidae. The record is from RefSeq and is a predicted model, not a curated record. Gene Ontology annotation, molecular function: G protein-coupled receptor activity; protein binding; protein-hormone receptor activity. Gene Ontology annotation, biological process: G protein-coupled receptor signaling pathway. Gene Ontology annotation, cellular component: membrane.
UGACCUCAGUAGAAAUCAGAUCCAACAGAUCCACAAGGAAGCUUUCACCACUGUUGGAGCUAUUGUUAACCUAGACCUGAGUUUCAAUGAACUCACUUCAGUUCCAACCGAAGGAUUGAGUGGACUGAACCAGCUUAAACUUACAGGCAAUUCAGAGUUGAAAGCAGCUCUGGCAGCAAAGAACUUUGCAAAGCUCCGGUCACUCUCUGUCCCAUAUGCGUACCAGUGCUGUGCAUUUUGGGGUUGUGAUUCUUACUUAAAAUCUAACGCUGAAGAUUCCGGCCACCAAGAUCAAGGUGCCUUGCUGGAUCAUGAGAAGGGUAAGUCUGAUGCAGAUGUUCUAAGAAAUGAGGAAAAUGUGGAACUGGGACAGACUAUUAUUCACUGUAUACCAGCAACAGGUGCUUUUAAGCCUUGUGAAUAUCUAUUGGGCAGCUGGAUGAUUCGACUUACUGUUUGGUUCAUUUUUUUGGUUGCUUUAUUCUUCAACCUGCUUGUCAUGUUAACAGUAUUUGCAUCCUGUACUCCAUUGCCAUCUUCUAAACUGUUUAUAGGUCUGAUUUCUGUCUCUAACUUAUUUAUGGGAGUCUAUACUGGUAUUUUAACUUUCUUGGAUGCUGUCUCUUGGGGAAGAUUUGCUGAAUUUGGCAUAUGGUGGGAGACUGGCAGUGGUUGCAGAGCAGCUGGGUUUCUUGCCGUCUUUUCGUCAGAAAGUGCCAUUUUUUUCCUGAUGUUGGCAGCUGUUGAACGGAGCUUCUCUGCGAAGGAGAUCAUUAAAAAGGGGAAAAGCAAUCGCCAAAAACAAUUUCAGAUUGCAGCAGUUUUUGCUUUCCUGUGUGCUGUGGUAGCAGGAUGCUUACCACUUUUUUACAAAGCAGAGUACUCAGCAUCACCCCUUUGCUUGCCCUUCCCCACUGGAGAAACAGCUUCGUUAGGUUUCACUGUAACUUUAGUGCUCCUGAAUUCAUUAGCAUUUUUGCUAAUGGCUAUUAUCUACACUAAACUGUAUUGCAACUUGGAGAAAGAGGACCUCUCCGAAAACUCGCAGUCCAGCAUGAUUAAGCAUGUCGCUUGGCUUAUCUUCACGAACUGCAUCUUUUUCUGUCCUGUUGCAUUCUUCUCAUUUGCACCAUUGAUCACUGCGAUUUCUAUCAGCCCUGAAAUCAUGAAGUCUGUUACUUUGAUAUUUUUCCCGCUGCCUGCUUGCCUGAAUCCAGUCCUGUAUGUGUUCUUCAACCCGAAGUUCAAGGAAGACUGGAAGUUGCUCAGGCGCCACCUGACCAGGAAGAACGGAGCGGUGGCGAUUGCCGUCAAUGCUCAAGGGGGCUGCGUGGCGCAGGAUUUUUACUACGACUGUGGAGUCUACACGCACUUGCAGGGUAACAUUGCCGUGUGUGAAUGCUGCGAAUCGCUCCUGUUGUCCAAGCCCGUGCCCUGUAAACACUUGAUCAAAUCACACAGCUGCCCUGCUCUGGCCGUGGUGCCUUGCCAAAGGGCGGAUGGCUACUGGUCAGACUGUGGCACGCAGUCAGCCCACUCCGACUAUGCGGAUGAGGACGACUCCUUCGUGUCGGACAGCUCAGACCAAGUGCAGGCCUGUGGCCGUGCGUGCUUCUACCAAAGCCGAGGGUUCCCUUUGGUUCGUUAUGCCUACAACAUACCGAGAAUUAAAGACUGAAAGGGCCUUUUGCCAUCAGCUGUUCUAAUAAAGAUGUAUAAUCCUUC